AUGAGGAGCAGAGCCAUGCAGGCGUCUGUGGAGUCCAUCAUUGGCCACGUGCAGGACCACAGCUCCUCUCACAGGCCUGCUGUCUACAAAUGUAGGGAUUUAACGCACCGAAACAUCUGCAGUUUCAUCGGGGCCUGUCUAGAGGCUCCCCAGCCCUUCCUCCUGACUGAGUACUGUCCCAAAGGAAGUCUGCAGGACAUUUUAAAGAGCGAGUCAAUCAAGCUGGACUGGAGUUUUAAGUACUCCCUCCUGCUGGAUAUCGUGAAGGGGAUGGACUACCUGCACUGCAGCCCGCUGCGCUCCCAUGGUCACCUGACCUCCAGGAACUGUGUGGUGGACAGCCGCUUCGUGCUGAAGGUGACGGACUUUGGCCUCAGCCCCCUGAGACGAGUGGCCUCCACCAUUCCCCCCGACAGCCCUGCGUACCACCAGGCCCUGCUGUACAGGGCCCCAGAGCUGCUGAGGCAGACCAUGCCUGCUAACGGCACCCAGAAGGGAGACGUCUACAGCUUCAGCAUCAUCAUCCAGGAAGUCGUGUACCGCCGUGGGCCCUUCUACAUACCAAACACCAGUCUCAAGCCCAUAGACAUCGUGAGGAGGGUGCGGGCGGAGUGCAGGAGCCCGUUGAGACCGCACAUAGACCCGGCCGAGUGCCCCGAGGAGAUGGACGCCCUCAUCAGGAGCUGCUGGACAGAGAGGCCUGCUGACCGGCCCGAGUUCUCCUCCCUCAGAGUCACCAUCAAGAAGCUCAGCCCAACCGGGGGCAGUGAGCACAUCAUGGAUGACCUGCUGUCCCGUCUGGAGCAGUAUGCGUGUAACCUGGAGGAGGUGGUGAGCGAGCGCACGGCACAGCUCCUGGAGGAGAAGAGGCGGGCUGAGGGCCUCCUCACGCAGAUGUUGCCACGGUCUGUUGCCGUACAGCUGAUCACUGAAAAGACGGUGCGGGCUGAGACGUAUGACUGCGUCACUAUUUACUUCAGCGACAUAGAGGGUUUCACCGCCAUGUCUGCUUCUCUUACCCCCAUGCAGGUGGUGAAUGUACUGAAUGAUUUAUAUACUUAUUUUGACAACAUCAUUGACAACCAUGAUGUUUACAAGGUGGAGACCAUUGGCGACGCCUACAUGGUGGUGUCUGGUCUUCCUAUCAGGAAUGGAGAUGAGCACGCUAAAGAGAUAGCCAGCAUGUCGUUAGCCAUAGUGCAGGCCAUGGCCCGCUACCAGAGUCCCCACGUGCCGGGCCAACAGAUGAAGGUCCGCAUCGGACUGCACUCAGGUCCCUGUGUAGCAGGUGUGGUGGGUCUGAAGAUGCCGCGCUAUUGCCUAUUCGGAGACACAGUGAACACUGCGUCCAGGAUGGAGUCACACGGCCUGCCGCUGAAGAUCCACAUCAGCGGCUCCACUAAGGCUCUCUUGGACACGUUCGGGACGUUCCACUGUGAGCUGAGAGGAGACGUCCUCAUGAAGGGAAAAGGGCUCGUGAGGACAUUCUGGCUUUUGGGAGAGGACCAGUAAAAAUGUUUUUCCAGCGUAAUUUCAUUUUCUAUCCAUCGAAAGCAAUGGCCCGUUUUUUCCAGGGACACAAUGUCUUGUAGAGCAACUUCAUUAGUUAUCUCUCUAUUGGGUUUGCUGCACAGUGCCAUGGUCCAGUGCAUGUUGUGCUAGAUUGAAGUGAUUCGGAGCUGUUCUGAAAAUUACACAAUCUUUCUACUCUCUUUCACUUUAAGAUUACUGUGCACCUGAUUGCAUAAAAAUCUAAUUACGGUUCACCUUGAAAUUAUCAAUUUCUGU
Sardina pilchardus (European sardine) is the source of this 1788-nucleotide messenger RNA. RefSeq names its product atrial natriuretic peptide receptor 2. The transcript has 13 exons. Gene Ontology annotation, biological process: cGMP biosynthetic process; protein phosphorylation; intracellular signal transduction. Lineage: Eukaryota; Metazoa; Chordata; Actinopteri; Clupeiformes; Clupeidae. Gene Ontology annotation, molecular function: natriuretic peptide receptor activity; adenylate cyclase activity; protein kinase activity. The record is from RefSeq and is a predicted model, not a curated record. Gene Ontology annotation, cellular component: plasma membrane. Bases 1 to 1512 code for a protein of 503 amino acids.